ACCCAAAGUAGUCCCAGAUUUUCUGCUAGCUAGCACGCAUUCUCUACAUUUCUAUCUUCUCCUUCUCAUAAUGAGAGCACAAAGAAUGGUGCCUGCUAUCACCUUGGAUCCAAGGCUUCCAAGCUAUCUGAAGCAAAAGACCAACAACACAGUCGACCAUCAUCAGCAGCAAGAGAACUUUGUGAUCGAAGAAAUCGAAGGGCUUAUCAGAGUAUACAAAGACGGACGUGUCGAGAGACCUCAGAUCGUGCCGUGCGUCACGGCCGGCGCCGCCGAUCCGGAGUUAGGCGUGACAUCCAUGGACAUAGUCAUUGACAGGUUCACAAACGUUUCCUCACGUUUCUAUGUUCCGAUACGCCGCGACAUGAAUAAUCCGAUGAAGAAGCUCCCUCUGCUAGUGUAUUUUCACGGAGGUGGGUUUUGCGUUGGCUCCGCCGCCUGGAGUUGCUACCAUGAAUUUUUGGCAAAGCUAGCAGCCAAGGCCGGUUGCAUAAUCAUGUCGGUAAAUUACCGUUUGGCUCCUGAACACCCUCUUCCGGCAGCGUAUGAAGAUGGACUCAGAUCCCUUGUGUGGCUAAAGCAAGAAGCUUCUUGUGAACGUGGUGGGGAGGAGGAGAGUAACCAGUGGUGGUCGACGCAGUGCGACUUUUCUAGAAUAUUCUUGGUGGGGGAUAGUGCUGGUGCCAACAUAGCCCAUAAUGUGAGCAGGAAACUGCUUUGUUCUGAGACAUUUCUAUUGCCUUUAAUUAUUAAAGGUGUAAUUCUGGUGCAACCAUUUUUUGGGGGAGAAGACAGGACGAGUUCGGAGAAGAACCACGACAUGGUGCAGCCACGGCGUCGCUCGGUGUUGAACCUGGCAGCUUCGGAUACCUACUGGAGAUUGGCACUGCCAGCCGGUUCGAACCGCGACCAUCCAUGGUGCAACCCUUUGGCUAACGGCUCCUGUUUUGGCUCGGAUAGCGUGGCGAUGAUGGUGUGUAUUUCGGAGCUGGACAUUUUGAAAGAUAGGGAGUUCGAGUUUUGUGGUGCAAUGGUUAGAGCAGGGAAAAAGGUUGAGACUGUGGUGUACAGAGGGGUAGGGCAUGCGUUUCAGGUACUAGAUAAGUCUAUGCUUGCACAAACUCGAUGCCAGGAGAUGAUAACUCAUAUUAAGGCCUUUGUUGAAAACAACUAGCUAGAAGAAUCUAUGUGAGAAGAAAUGAGAAUUUACAUAUUAGAAGUAUGGUAGCUAGAGAAAUCACUUAUCCGAUCUGUUAUAUUUU
Fragaria vesca subsp. vesca is the source of this 1262-nucleotide messenger RNA. RefSeq names its product probable carboxylesterase 6-like. Gene Ontology annotation, molecular function: hydrolase activity. The transcript has a single exon. The record is from RefSeq and is a predicted model, not a curated record. Bases 71 to 1174 code for a protein of 367 amino acids. NCBI's taxonomy places the organism in Eukaryota, Viridiplantae, Streptophyta, Magnoliopsida, Rosales, Rosaceae.